CGGCCAGGGUAAAGCGUUGCCUCUUGGCACGGUCUCCGCACUUUUCAGUACACCGCCGGAACAGAUCGCACGCACCCAACUCACUGCAACUGUACGCAGUGAACAAGUGUAGUAACACCGCGGAAGUCUGGAAAAGGAGAGGGCGAAAAACUCCAAGAUGAAAGAACAGAGCCAGAAGAUCAUCACAGGUGUAAGACUACUGGGGAUUGAGAAGCGCUAUGUCCCCAACAAACAUUACUUAUACAUCCUGUCCGUGAAGUGGUCUGAGGGUAGUGAGUUCAUCAUCUACAGACGGUACAGCGCUUUCUUCCAGCUACACGAAAAACUGACUGAAGUGUUCCCAAUAGAGACGGGAGUGGUCGGCAAGAAAGACCAGAAAAUUCCUCUACUACCAAAACAAAAAUGGUUCGGAAACGAGAAGUUCAAGGUGGCAGAGGAAAGGCAGACGACGAUCGACGAAUACUGCCGAAAGGUUGCGAUGGCCGAGCCGAAGAUAUCCGAACACGAGGCGGUGCUGAACUUCUUCGAGGCGCUGCCAGAAGAUCUGACCCCUCCUCCUCCCGACCCUGAGAUGCCCAACAAGACGUACCUGACAUUUGAGUCGAAAAACAAGACGGGAAAAGGGAAGAAGGAAAAGUCGGCAGAAGACAUGGAGAUCUCUGCUCCCAUCCUGCUGGAGACUUACCGGGCGAUUGCCACCUUCACCCCGAGCGGGAAAACUGAGGUCCGCCUGGAGGAGGGAGCGCACGUGGACGUGGUGGAGAAGAACAUGAGCGGCUGGUGGUUGGUUCAGGCGGACGACAAACAAGGCUGGUGCCCCGCCUCCUACCUGGAACCUCUGGACCAACCAGAGGAAAGAGACGAGGAACGGCCAAACUGGGAAGGUGAAGACUUUCUGACCACAGAAAAGUAUGAGCCACAGAUAGAUGACGAGAUUGGGUUUGAUAAAGGCGUGAUUGUUCACGUCAUCCACAAGCUCCUGGACGGCUGGUGGAUUGUAAAGUACAACGACAAAGUGGGUUACGCCCCUUGCGCCUACCUACAGAAGUACACCAACCCCCACCUGCCCCUCCACAAGGCCCGUGACAGGGUAGACAGCGACACGUCAACCGGCUCCUUCAUCAAGAAGUUGCCUCCAAGAAGGUCUACUAUCCGCAAGAGGACCACUGUCCACAAGAAACAGCAGAAGCAGCGUGACCUGCUGAUGUACAGACGCAAGACUCUGGAGGCCUCCAGGCGAUCCAAGUUCGGGUCUUCCGAGGGAAGCUCCAAACUCGAGGCGGCCAGGGAGAAGUACAGGAUGAGCAUGCUUGUGGAGGGAGAUGAGCCUGAAAGUGCAGCUGACUCGUAUGUGGACAUGAGUGGUGGGAGCGCGGCAACCAGCACCGACGCGGAGGGAUAUCUCCUGCCUAACGACAGCAUGACGGCGGCGUCCCCCGGUCCUUCGUACGAGAACGACAGUGUGUUUGAGGAGAUGUCCGGCACAAGGUCCAAAACUUCAAGUUCAAGUACAAGCUCAGCGGAAGCCGCAGGGUUGCGCCACUCCUAUGUGAACGAGGAUGCCCUUGCGCAGGGAGCCGCCGGCUUGGGUAACACUUACGUCAGCGCCGAGACUACGUCACAAGCACACGGAGAUAACUCAGAAGCGAACGUCUGGGCUCCAGCAUUCGUGUCACCAACAAACGCUGGCAAAGCGGCGGGGGAAAAGACGAAUACUACUGGCCCAGCGUCAACCAACGCGUCCGUCUGGGUGCCAGCCUUCGUCGACGAAGAGAAGAGCAAGAAGGAGUUUCCUGGGAACCCCGAUUACAUCAACAGCGACACUGUAGCUUCUGCUACAGGGAAGGCAAAGGUGCAGAAUACCCAGUUUCUGAAUCUCGGAUACGUGCCGGAUGCACCCGUCCCUUCGGACUCCUGGAACCCAGUGGGGCCACACGCUAACAACAACAACGCUUCCUCGGACCCUGCAUGCAAAAACGUUGAUGUACCCAACAACAACCGCAUGUCGCCUGUGCCGAGCCCCAGAACUCGACGCCAGCCCGUUCCAGCACCCAGGAGGAGGAGCUUGCUGCCACCAGGAGAAGGUAGUGAUAGUUCUGGCAGCGACAGCCCCAAGAGCGGUCGUUCCACGCCUAAGAGCGGUCGAGCCAGCCCCAACAGCGGCCGCCUAAGCCCCAACAUCCCCGCUAGACCGUCGGCAGCAGAAAUAGCAGCAAGGUGCAGCCCACAGACCAGACUGAAGAUCCUGGAGGCACAACAAGCGCCAGACACCUGCGUCGUGAACAACACCAAAGAGCAGGAACCAGUCAACAACGAGUGUCCAGUCUCGCCACCUUCUACACCAGAAAGCUCGCCUGCGGUCGCUCAGCAGCCUGAUGCCGCUGUCAUCAACCAAAUCACGGCCAUGAUUGGCAAACGCAGCCCCAACAUCAGCCCAGCCAACCAGAGGAGAAACUUCAACCAAACCGCGGAGCUGGAGGAAAACAGGAAGAGCAAGGUGUCGGUCGUCAUCAGCCAGGAGGAUGAGGAUGUGGUGGAUACAGAGAAGAAACCUGGAGAGAGGAGAACAAGCUCCUUCCGAAUUAUUGAGUACGACGGGCCUGCCACAUUUGUGUAGUGGCAUCUUUGUAGCUAGAUGUGUGUAAAAAUUGUGUCAGGCUGGCUAGGAUAGAUGUGUGUCAAAUUCAAUGCGUCAAGCUAUUGAUAGUGAGGCUAGAUGUGUCAAGCUACUAAGGGUAGAUGUGUGUCAAAAUGUGUCGAGCUAGCUAGGUUCGAUUUGUGUCAAAUUCAAUGUGUCAAGCUAUUGAUAGCUAGGCUAGAUGUGUGUCAAAUGUGUCGAGCAAGACUACGUAGAAAUGUGUGUAUCAAAAUGUGUUAAGCUAAGCUUGAUGUGCGUUAAAAGUAAGCUAUACUAGCUAUUAGGAAGGCCAUCUUUGCUGUAAAUAUAAUAUUGGUGCUCCUAAAUGAAUUUCAAAGAGAAGGAUUAAAAAAAUGUGCAGAAUUCUUACAAAAAGUUGCUACUUGCUGCUUCACUGUUACACAGGACCAUAUAUAUAUAUAUUAAGGAGUAAUAGAUUUUGAAGACACUGGUAUUGAUAGCAUGGAGGUAGAAAUUGAUAGUAAGCGUUACAUUUUGUGAAUGUAUUCAGAAACUAACCUAGAACAGUAUUUAGUUUUAUCAUGGAUAUGGUGUUGAGAUGACCUUUUUCUAAACGCAAGAUGAUGUUUGUGUGGUUCUUACACCAGUGUGAAAAAUUUUUCACGCAAAUUAUAUAAUAACCAAGAGUUGAUUUUUAUACUUUUUCAAAGCCAUUUGCAUUCUAAGUACAACGAAACGCAUGUCUUGCCUUACGAGUAUGAUAUAACGUUAUGACCUGUAAAUGACAUUAAAAUACAAUACAUGGAAAAUAAAAUACUCGGAGGCAACAA
This is a messenger RNA of Branchiostoma belcheri (Belcher's lancelet), 3429 nucleotides long. RefSeq lists its product as uncharacterized. The transcript is spliced from 10 exons. The coding region runs from base 158 to 2617 and encodes 819 amino acids. Gene Ontology annotation, biological process: superoxide anion generation. The record is from RefSeq and is a predicted model, not a curated record. Gene Ontology annotation, molecular function: protein binding; phosphatidylinositol binding; superoxide-generating NADPH oxidase activator activity. NCBI's taxonomy places the organism in Eukaryota, Metazoa, Chordata, Leptocardii, Amphioxiformes, Branchiostomatidae.